Spea bombifrons (plains spadefoot toad) is the source of this 790-nucleotide messenger RNA. It is a transcript of the gene CCDC172, whose product is annotated as coiled-coil domain containing 172. Gene Ontology annotation, cellular component: cytoplasm. The record is from RefSeq and is a predicted model, not a curated record. NCBI's taxonomy places the organism in Eukaryota, Metazoa, Chordata, Amphibia, Anura, Pelobatidae. The transcript has 7 exons. The coding region runs from base 1 to 786 and encodes 261 amino acids.
AUGAGUCUGGACUCUCUAUUCCAGCACAUUUUGCUCACAGAGCGACAGGCCCAGGAGCAAAGGCGGCUGAUCCAAGAGGUGAAAUCAGAAACUAAGAUCUGCCAGAGGAGGAUAAACGACGUUACGGAGAACCUUAAAGAAGCUCGAGCGGUCCUUGAAACCAAGGUAAAUCUCCUGUCUGAAAAACGGUUUGAACGAAUUCUCCUGGAGAAACGGCGGGAAAUCCUGGGAUCGCAGAAGGACGCUCUGCUGACGGAGGAUCGGGACCGCCGCUCGGCCCUGGUGUGUCGCGUCUGCUCAGAUCAGCUGAAGAAAGAAAUCGAGGAGGAAGAGGAGAAUUUCCUUACGGAAGUCGUCCGUUUUAACAACGACUACGGGCUGACGAGUGACAGAGGAGUCCUGGUCAGGGAGCGGAUCCAGGCCGAGACCCGGCUGCUCCGGGAAGAGGAGGAAACACUCAACAAAGAAAUCGAAUCCUUAAGAGGUGAAAAUGUUCACUUUGCGGCAUUGCUUCAGCAGAGGAACGCGGCCAAAAUGGAGCUGGCGGAACUGGAGCUCCACCUGAAAGAUAUGGAGGAUAAAUUAUCUGACUCCAUCGCUAUCACAAAACAAUUAGAAGACGAAAAGUUCAAUAUAAGCCAAAAGCCUCAAUCGGACGCAGAAUAUUCAAGGUUGAAAAAGGAGCUGGAAUCGUAUAAGGAGGAGGAUCUGGAGGACGUCCACGAAGCGCUCCGUGCAGAGAUUGAUUUUUUGCAGUCGGUACGCUCUUUUAUCCCGAGAUAUUAAAUUA